Messenger RNA from Salvia hispanica, 1191 nucleotides. Lineage: Eukaryota; Viridiplantae; Streptophyta; Magnoliopsida; Lamiales; Lamiaceae. The record is from RefSeq and is a predicted model, not a curated record.
AUGAUUCAAACCCCGUGGCAUCACCAUACCCGCCAAACCCCAUCGCCACCCAACCUUUAAAAACCCCAGCCACCGCCAAACCCCCAACCAAAUUCCUACAAUGGAGGGAGGAUCCCACACCAUACAAGUCAGCGGCAUGCAAUUCUCCUACGACGCCACUUCCCCUAUCUUUUUCGAUUUCAAUCUCAACGUAUCUCCCGGCUCCCGCUGCCUCCUCGUCGGCGCCAAUGGAUCUGGAAAGACCACUCUGCUGCGGAUACUGGCGGGGAAGCACAUGGUGGGCGGCCGUGAUGUGGUCAGAGUGCUCAAUCGAUCCGCCUUUCACGACACUGAUCUCGUCUGCAACGGUGAUUUGGCCUAUUUGGGGGAAUCUUGGAGCAAGACUGUCAGCUCUGCUGGGGACCUUCCGCUUCAAGGGGACUUCUCAGCCGAACAUAUGAUCUUUGGAGUUGAAGGUGUUGACCCUGUUAGGCGGGAUAUGCUGAUCGAACUUUUGGAUAUUAAUCUUGAGUGGCGAAUGCACAAAGUUUCUGAUGGCCAAAGGCGUCGCGUGCAAAUUUGCAUGGGUCUUCUUCAUCCUUAUAAGGUACUUUUGCUAGAUGAAGUCACUGUUGAUCUAGAUGUUGUGGCUAGGAUGGAUUUGCUGGAAUUUUUCAGGGAAGAGUGUGAGCAGAGAGGAGCAACAAUUGUUUAUGCAACUCAUAUUUUUGAUGGACUCGAGACAUGGGCAACUGAUCUUGUGUAUGUUCAAGAUGGUACAUUGAGGAAGUCUGAGAAGGUGGCCGAGCUCAAUGAACUGAAGCAUAACCCAAAUUUACUCUCUGUUGUUGAGUCAUGGCUACGGUCUGAAACAAAGAUUGAGAAGAAGAAGCCAAUUAACUCCCCAUCCCCGCUCAAAACAUCUUCCCCAUUCGAUGCUUCUCCUUUUAGGUCUACAAGACAUAUGGCGUAUUACCGUUGAUCUACACACAUUUCAGAGGCACCGCAUAGCAACAUUUCUUUUACCCUAUAUUUUGCUGCCUCUUCCUAAAAAUGUAUUGUUUUGAUUGGGAGAUCUUAUAGAGAUAUCAGGCCUCUGUUUAUUUCAGAUUUUUUUUUCUUGAUUUGUCUGGGGAAACUACCCAUGCAACACUGGUUAUACAUAUAGAUAUUAAUUAUGUUUGUGUUUUUUUGUGAAAGAAGUUUGUGAUU